This is a messenger RNA of Falco peregrinus (peregrine falcon), 8134 nucleotides long. It is a transcript of the gene RBM15, whose product is annotated as RNA binding motif protein 15. The record is from RefSeq and is a predicted model, not a curated record. Gene Ontology annotation, molecular function: mRNA binding. Lineage: Eukaryota; Metazoa; Chordata; Aves; Falconiformes; Falconidae. The coding region runs from base 115 to 2994 and encodes 959 amino acids. Gene Ontology annotation, cellular component: nucleus. The transcript has a single exon. Gene Ontology annotation, biological process: regulation of alternative mRNA splicing, via spliceosome.
GCCGCCGCGGCUUCCAAGAUGGCGGCGGGUGCGUGAGCGCGGCGGUCAGUCAGUCGGUGAGGCCGCCGGCGGGAGCAGGGCCGGGGGCGGGAGGGGGCCCCGCUGCCCGCCGCCAUGAAGGGCAAGGAGCGCUCGCCGGCCAAAGCCAAGCGUUCACGGGGCGGCGGGGGCGGCGAGGACUCGGCGUCCUCCUCCUCGUCGGCGCGGGGCGAGCGGAGCAGCAAGAAGCCGAGCGGCUCCGGCGGCUCCAACGGCAGCGGCGGGAAAGCGGCGGCGGCGGCGGCCUCCAACGAGAGCAAUAGCGGGAGCAGCCGGCGCGGCCCGCACCCCGACAAGGCCGCCCGCGCCGGCAGCCGCGAGUACGAGGCCGGGGCGGCGGCGGCGGGCGGCGGGGGCAGCCGGCACGGCUACGGCGGCGGCAAAACGGCGGAGGCGUCGCGGAGCAGCAGCAGCCGCGGCGGUGGGGGUGAGUCCCGGGCGGCGGCGGCGGCCCCGUCCUCCUCCUCCUCCUCCUCGGAGGCGGGCGGCGGCGGGGAGUACAAGACGCUGAAGAUCAGCGAGCUGGGCUCGGCGCUGAGCGACGAGGCGGUGGAGGACGGGCUUUUCCACGAGUUCAAGCGCUUCGGCGACGUGAGCGUCAAAAUCAGCCGCCUCCCGCCCGGCACCGGCGCUGCCGAUGAGCGCGUGGCCUUCGUCAACUUCCGCCGGCCCGAGGACGCCCGGGCCGCCAAGCAUGCCCGCGGCCGCCUCGUGCUCUACGACCGCCCGCUGAAGAUCGAGGCCGUCUACGUCGGGGGCGGCGGAGGGAGCAGCCGGCGUCGCAGCAGCCGUUCCCCGGCGCUGCUGGACAAGGAGUCUCCCUACGGCACAGCGGCUGUUGGGGUGGCGGCAGCGGCGGCGGCGGCCGUGCGGCACCCCCCAGCUGGGGCGACGCAGCGGGCGCUGUCACCCGCUGGCAGCGGCGGGGCCCUGGGUUAUCGAGACUACCGGCUGCAGCAGCUCGCCCUGGGCCGCUUGCCGCCUCCGCCCCCUCUGCCCAGGGAGCUGGAGAGGGAGAGGGACUACGGGGGGUUCUACGAAGCGCGAGUGCGGCCAGCCUACGGGCUGGAGCGGGUGGCUGGUGUGGCGGCUGCUGGGGGCUUUCGUGGAGGAGGAGGGGGUGCCGGAGCCGCUGGCGAGGAGGAGAUCAGCCCCGAGGAUGACCAGAGGGCCAACCGCACGUUGUUCCUGGGCAACCUGGACAUCACGGUCAGCGAGUCAGAUUUACGGCGAGCUUUUGACCGUUUUGGGGUCAUCACUGAGGUGGACAUCAAAAGGCCGGGGCGCGGGCAGACCAGCACCUAUGGUUUUCUUAAAUUUGAGAAUCUGGACAUGGCACACCGGGCCAAGUUGGCCAUGUCAGGGAAGGUGCUGCUGCGCAACCCCAUCAAGAUUGGGUAUGGGAAAGCCACUCCGACUACCAGGCUCUGGGUGGGUGGCCUUGGGCCCUGGGUGCCCCUUGCUGCCCUGGCCAGGGAGUUUGAUCGGUUUGGCACCAUCCGCACGAUCGAUUACCGCAAAGGGGAUUCGUGGGCUUAUAUCCAGUAUGAGAGCUUGGAUGCGGCGCAGGCAGCGUGCACCCACAUGCGUGGUUUUCCCUUGGGCGGGCCAGAUCGCCGGCUCCGUGUAGACUUUGCUGACACUGAGCAUCGGUACCAGCAGCCCUACCUGCAGCCUCUACCCUUGCCGCCCCCUGCUCAUUACGAGCUCGUGGCGGAGGCGGCUGCUUUUGGGGCUCACCGGGGAGCCCCACCUGAUCCUCUUCGGGGGGCCCGGGACAGGACGCCACCGUUACUCUAUAGAGACCGCGACAGAGACCUUUAUCCUGACACAGAGUGGGUGCCCCCCCCACCCCCUGUACGGGAUAGGAGUAAUCGGGCAGUUGCCUAUGACCCACUGGAAAGCCUAGAGCGCCGCCGGGAUGGUUGGUCCUUGGAGCGGGACCGAGGGGAGAGGGAGUUGGGCAGUAGUAGCAGGGAUCAGCCUAGGAAACGGAGACUGGCGGAGGAUGGAGGCCGGCACUUGGACCGCUCUCCAGACAGCGAGCGCUCUUCUUCCUCCCGUAAGCGCCACUGUUUAGCCACGACCUCUCCACCGGACCGCAGCCCCGAGCUCCUCGGAGGGAGGGAGCGUUACGGUAGUGACCCUGAGCGCUCGUCCUCCCGCUUGCUCUUGUUGGAGCGGCCUUCGCCCAUCCGGGAAUCACGCAGGGGCAGCCUGGAGCGGGGGCAGAAUGAAAAGCGUGACCGCAAGAACUCCGCUGAACGGGAGCGGAAGCAUCGUGCUUCUGUGGCUGCUGCCGCACAGGAGUGCAAAAGUCCAGCCAAAAAGGACGAGCGUGCUACGGAAGGAGGUGGCGGAGGCUCCCGCCUCAAACCUCCUCCUCAGAAACAGCAGCAGGAUGGAGCGUCGCAGGCUGGGGGAGCCCCCAAGCUGUGCUUGGCUUGGCAGGGGAUGCUUCUGCUGAAGAACAGCAACUUCCCGUCCAACAUGCAUCUGCUUCAGGGGGACCUCGGUGUUGCCAGCAGUCUCCUCGUGGAGGGAGCGACUGGUGGGAAAGUAGCUCAGCUCAAGAUCACCCAACGUCUUCGUCUGGACCAGCCCAAGCUGGACGAGGUCAAUCGUCGCAUCAAAGUGGCGGGUCCCAACGGAUACGCCAUCCUUUUGGCUGUGCCUGGCGCAUCAGACAACCGCUCCGCAGCCGGAGCUAGCGAGGCCGCCACCACCUCCACCCAGAGGCCACUCAGGAAUCUGGUGUCCUAUCUAAAGCAAAAGCAGGCUGCUGGGGUGAUCAGCCUCCCUGUGGGGGGUAACAAAGACAAGGAGAACAGCGGGGUCCUGCACGCCUUUCCACCCUGCGAUUUCUCCCAGCAGUUCCUGGACUCCACGGCCAAGGCGCUGGCCAAAUCGGAGGACGACUAUCUGGUCAUGAUCAUUGUCCGUGGGGCGUCCUAAGGCCCUCGUGUUCUCUGUACCCAACCCUGCCUACUCCUCCACACAGCCCCUCCAGCGUGUGCCAGGUGCUAUGGGAUACAGCCUUAGCCAGCCCUGUCGUUAUUUUAAAUUAGAUCUUUGUUUGUAGGUGACUUUCCCUGCCCGUUUUUCUGUUACUACAUUUUUCUAUAAAGUUAGGACCCAGGAAGGUUGGUUAGUCAUUAGCGUGAAUAGGAUAUUUUGAAAAUCCCCCAUCAGUGGGGACAGCAGGGAGGCUAGGCCUGCUUUGAUUUACAGAAAAAAAAAAAGAAAAAAAAAAAAAAAAAAGAAAAAAGAGGAAAAAAAACUGGGAGGGGGGUGUGCGUUGUGGAAAGAACAAACUCCCGUCUUCUUAAUUUUGAUUCGUGUCCUUUUUUCAUUUCAUGUAUUUUAAAGCGAGUUCAAUAGCUCAUCCUCGAUAAGAGUUUCAAACCUAAAAGACCAGAUUUAAAGCACUCAGUUGAAAUGGAAAACCACAGACGUACUAGCGGACUGGUGUCAACUCAUUUUUUCGAGUCCUUGAAAUCCUGUGAUGGCCUCAGGCCAGCGGCCCUUUGGCACGCGUGAUCCCUUUCCUCGGGAGCCUGAACGGUUUCCCUUUGAGUUGCACGGCUCAAGGUUGAUGUCUUUCAGGUGACCAGCACCUGCUCUCGGGUACACUGCAGAACAUUGAAUUCCUUUAUUGGGUGUUUGAUAAUUUCAUCCAGCCCCUCAAAAUGCAUGCACUGAAGGUAUGCUUUUUUAACAGGUGUAUUUCUCCUAUUUCUCUGAGUUCUGUUGUAUCCCAUAUAUGCACUUUGGGUUUGUAGCAGUGACAAUGUUGGGUAAAUAGCUGAGGACUUUGUUACAAACCGUGAAUGUCUUGUGCUUACUCUGGUAUGCAAGAAACAAGGAGGUGCUUUAAGAAUAACUUUAGUUAUAUUGUGGUUUUUUGUUUUUACUGCCUUUUUUUCAAAGAGUUGCAGGUACAGUGGGGUCUGGUUCCACAGUGCAAACUCUGAGCAAGUGUGCUUCUCUCCAGAGAUGGUUUUAAUUCUGUGAUAAUUUAAUUACAUAAAAGUUCUCAUUAACAUUUUACCUCUUUGUUAAUAGCAAGAAACUGCUGUCUGCUAGGGACUUUUCAGGUACAGUACAGUGGGCAUUACAUGAGGUUUAUCAUUUUAUAGGCAUUUGGAGUAAAGUGGUUUUUGGCAUCUUGGAUAAGUCUUAAAAGUAGUCUGGGAUGCUGAGGUUUGAGCUCUUGUUCCUGUAAUUCUAAGAGAAAACAGUUUGCGCUUUUUUUUUUUUUUUUUUUCCCCAAAAACUUGGUUCGUUUAAUGUUUUUUUGCCCGCUCCUUGGGCACUUUUUUCCCCGCUGUCUUGGCCACCUUGCUAAUGCAGGCAUUUAGGAGGUGAGAAAGGAUCUAAAAUCCCUGUUGUUUGGCUUAACAACCGAAAGGAUGUUGCAGCUAGCUUCUGAACUGAAGCGUAAAUCUGACUGUUCUCUACUUACAGGCCCCAAAAUUGUAAUCUUGCACUUAAACCCAGAAUGUAAUCUUGCACUUAGCCACAUUUUCAGAGGCUUGGGCAACGUAAACGCGAUGCUGCUUUGCUCGGUCAGUCCUCUGAUACGUUCCUUGGGCAACUGGUGCAGGGACAAGUUGAUUUCUGUUUCAACUUCCGCCGCAAAAAUUGAGUUCAAAAUGCGGAAUCAGUUGCGAGUAGCAGGUGAAGGAGGAAAUAUCUUGAAUGUGUUUUACGGGCACAACAGUUCUGAAGUGUGACUGUAGUUGCUUGAGAGUCACUGUCAAAAAUAUGAACCUCUAAUACCCGCUUUACAGAACCACUCGUCAGAGAGUGCUUUGGUUUGCGUGGGCUUUGAUUUCCUUUAUCUGACCGGAAUGAGUAGAUGUAAUAUCCCAAGCAUCGCGAUGAUCUGAGAACUUGAAUGUGGCCACAUAAUCUUGAAAACGGAUGGUUUUGUUUUUAUAGCUACUUUUCUUUCUGAAUAGAAACAUCGAAGCCUCAUUUAAUGCUUUUAAAUGUUUGAGGGUAACAUCCAGGAUUUCUGGGUUGUCCUUCAGCGUGAAUGUAAUAGAUGGCAGAAUUCAGCUGUUCAUCUUCCUAUUAACAAUGAGAAUAUUUUGAAAUGACACCGAUAACGCAAAUAACUGUGUUUUAAAAGAUACAGCGUAUUUAUCACUUAUUGCAAAGAAUGUCUGUUUUAAUUCUAGCAGGUGUCUGUUGCGUGUCAGCAAGUAACCAACACUGCUGCUAACUCCCUUGAAGUGCUGCUUGCAUUUAGAGCGAGUUUUCUCCUUGCAUCUGACUUGAGUCACUUGCAAGCGCAGAGUUUUAAAGGAAAGAAACUUGAACUGCAGGGAAUUCAAAUCUGCCCAAAAAUUAGGAAAAAAAAAAAAAAAAAAAAAAAGAAGAAGAAAAGAGAAGCACUAAUGUUGUUUGUGUUCAACACUUACAUGUGCUGAGAACGGUGUUUGUUACGCUGAUACGCAGUAGGCACCUGUUUAUAAAACCCAUAAAACUUGGGGUCAACAUAGCUUGUCAAAGCAAACUCAGUGUGGGAACCCUUUUGGAAAGAGCAUCCUAGGUGCACUUCCAUAUUUUUUUUUUCCUUGUAAAAUAGCGGUGGUUAUACCUGCCACGGGCUUUUAUGAGUCAAAGUUGUGCUGCGCUGGAGGGUAAUAAGGAACAGGCGAGGCUGAAUUUGACUCCAGGUUUUCUGGUUCCUUAUUUAAUGGAGUACCUGCUUCUUUAAAUCUGGUUUAUUUGUGGUUGCUGCUCUGUUUUGUAAGCAAGGAUUUUUAACACCCUUUGAGGGUUCUUAAUGUCAAAACAUAGUUGACUGGCAACGUUGGGGGUUUUUUGCUGGCACUUAAGUUCACGUGCUGCCAUCAAAACUGGUACAGCUUGGUCGGCUGUGCUUUUCUUCUAGGUUCUGAAGUGUGCACCAUUGGAGUAACUGUCCACUCAAAGUUGUCUUGGCCAGGGCUGAACACGAGUAGAAGUCCGUGUGUAAUACCACUUCUGUAUAGAGCAAAACAGAUGUAGCAGACUUUAGCUCUCUCGUCGUGUUUGGCAUUACGUUGCUCUAGCGAGAGCUCAGUAUUUCUUCUAAACAUUGUGUGCAGUUGAUGUUCCUAUAUUUCAUUAGUUUAUUGAAUUAGCAUGGAAAAAGGAUGUCCUUUUCCUGAAUCAUUUCAUAGUUGUGCUUUAUGCUUUGGGGAAAGAACCUCAAAUGACUCAUACUUUUGUUUUAAGAUUUUUAGUAUUUUGUUGGGUUUGAUUGUUGGUUGUGUUUUGUUGUUGGUUUUGGUUUUUUGUUUUUUGGUUGUUGUUUUUUUUUUUUUUUUAAUUGGAAACUUUAUGCAACUUCCUUGGCUGCCGGCCAGUGGCUUUGUUUGCUCCCAUCUAGCGUACAGCCUGCUGUACGCUGGGGCUGCAGCGUGAGCACUGAGGUUACCCUCAAAUCCAGAGGUUUCAGGCUCCUUGGUUACAAAUACCGACGCAUCCUUGUAAGCUUUGUCGAGAGAGAAGGGCAUUCUGUGCCAGGCAGACAAAUCUUCCCCUCUCUCUUUGGUUUUUGUUCUUUGGUGGUAGUUUGUUUGGUUGGGUUUUUUUUGGUGGUUUUUUUGUUUUUUUGUCUGUUUGUUUUUUUAACAAGGAUGUUAAAGGAUUGAAAUGUUUUGGUAACAACUUGCUCAGCCCCCCUGUGGAGAGCGGAGAAGAGUUUUAGAUUUCUUGCAUUGGCUGGGGGAACCAUCUGGUUGAUGGUAACUGAGGUGAAAGGCCUUAAGUAUUAAUGGGGAGGAGGAGUGAAUCAAAAUUGUGAAGACAGGUUCAAAAACUCUGAGGACUCAGGGAAAAAUGGCUUGGAAAAUCGUAGUUCCUGGCUUUUAAGAAAAACAGUGUUGAGGGCAGUACUCCUGGGGAGUCUGCUGUAUGCUUGUUGAACAGAAACAAGAGUGGAAGAAAUAAUUGCCGUGUGAUUGAGCUUUUGGGGUUCUUUCCCCUUCGUCUGCCCCUUUAUUACUUUCUGCAGAUAGCACCGAAGGACAGAUAUUCCAAUGAUUUAUAAACAAAAUGAUGAGGUGACUUUUGUAUCGGGCUUAAAGCAGACCAUAUGGUUCAGAGAAUGCUUAAUUGAAUAUUCAACUUCAUACAGUUUUAAUUGUGUGAAAACGAUGGAUGAGAAAUACUACUUGAAUAGUAACAACUUUAAAUUAUAUUAGGUGUGUCUUUGAUUUGAACUUUCCUUUAGUAUUGGAGUUGUCCGCUGUUAGAAUUGCGCAGCAAAAUGAGAACAAAAGAGAAACGUGUUAACACUACAUUUCACAUUUUUGUUGAUCAGUUGCCUUCAGGAAAUGGUCUUUGAGGAAAGUCAACCCAAUUAUCAAUAAUUUGGUUGGUUUUUCUCAUGGUUAUUUUCGUGCGUCCCAUUAACUGUUACUGAAAGUUGAAUAAUCAGCAGUACUGUAAGUCUAGUUUAACCUUGGUCCAAAAAGAAGCCCUGCACUACUUGUUAUGCAUCUAUACAUAGAAGGUGACUUCAUUUCAAGGUUUCGUGCCCGUGGGUGGUAUUGGUGCUUUUUGAAGUCCAAGUAGAAUAUUCAGAAAGGCCUUGUAGCUCUUUAUGUUCACCUGUAUAAUGUAGGGAGGGGGAAAAACAAAAACAAACAAAACCCUGUUGUAUACAUUUGUAUUGAAAUAACAUUUUCUUUCCUCCUGCAAGCAAAGCUGGUGGACUGCAGAAGACAACCGCAUAGGAUACCAAGCUCUAAUGGACCUUUGGGAAGAGAAGCUGUGGCUUAUGUGGAAUUUACAUGGGCCUCUCGAUGGAAGAAAGCUUAUCUGUUUAGUAUUUGUGCAUUUUACUAAAAUGGCAGCUUUAAAAAAAAAAAAAAAAAGUUGUGUAUCUGCUAUUGUGAUGCCAAUGCCCGUGUUUUAAGUGGAAAAAAAAAAUGACCUCUUUGCUUUGUGCUGUGUACACAAGAUUGCUGGAAAAGUAAAGGAAUACCCUUUUUAUGGCUCACACAGCUUAAAAGUAGCUGUCACUCAAACAUGCGCUCACAGUUGAGCUGAUUUUGUUUCAUUCUAAAUAAAUUGUUUCUUUUGAGGAAAAUGG